Caretta caretta (loggerhead turtle) is the source of this 1788-nucleotide messenger RNA. It is a transcript of the gene FAM181A, whose product is annotated as family with sequence similarity 181 member A. NCBI's taxonomy places the organism in Eukaryota, Metazoa, Chordata, Testudines, Cheloniidae. The record is from RefSeq and is a predicted model, not a curated record.
AAUUUGUGAUGACAAAGAAUGUGAGAACGGGGGAGCCUAAUGCCUGAUUGGGAUGCUUUGUAUUUGGCAAAGUGGCUUCUGAUUGGUCUGAGAAAGCCCCCUAACUAGAAGGAGUUGAUAUUCAUUCAGCUUACUCAAGUGCUGCUAAACUGCUUCUAAACACUCAGAGGCUCCGGUUGCUUCUUUAAAGGUUUGCCCAGGUGUGUGGAGUGGGUUUAUAAACUUUUGAUGGAAAUCUCCAGGAAGGUCCCUCUUUGAAAUGGCAUCAGACAGUGAGGUGAAAACGUUACUGAAUUUUGUGAACCUGGCCUCUAGUGACAUCAAAGCCGCUCUGGACAAGUCUGCUCCCUGCCGCCGCUCAGUUGACCACAGAAAAUACUUGCAGAAGCAGCUCAAACGUUUUUCUCAAAAAUAUUCCAGGAUCCCAAGAUGCCACCCCAGCAAAUCCAUGGAAUCCAGCUCCAAAAAGGGGGCAGAGGAUAGAAAUCGCAGUUCAGACCCAGAUGGCACGGAUCCAAAUCACUGCACAGUUUCCAGUGAAAAGGCCCUGAGGCUAUCAGAGGUGGAGGAGAACUUCAGUGGGGAACAGGUUUUGCAGGAGCAAAGCCCAGAGUCUGUAAGGCCAGAUCAGGUGCCCAUGAGGAAAAGACAGCUGCCUGCUUCCUUCUGGGAAGAGCCCAGACCAACUCAGAGUCUGCUGGUCGGGAGCUUUCCUGCCGGAUUGGAUGGGCUCCCAAACUCCAGGGACCUUCCUCCUUACGAGGGCAAGAAAAGCAAAAAGGGUCCCGAUACCACAGAGCCAGGCAGCCCCCCUCUGCCUGCCCAACCCAGUGGGGAGAAGGAGCCUAUCAAAGUGCCCGGGACAUCCUUAUCUGGCCGGAUGAAUGCCUGGAGCUGCUGUCCAUUUCAGUACCAUGGACAACCUGUUUACCAAACCCAUGGAGCCCUACCUCAGUCACCGUUUCCAGGCCUCGGGCUAUGGAGAAAAAGCACAGCACCCACAGGGGAGAUCCAACACUUCUGCAAGGAGGUGGGCAGUAUGGGGCAGAAACUAUACAGACCAGUGGUUUUGAAACCCAUCCCUACCAAGCCGGCUGGGCCACCUCCUAUUUUCAAUGUGUUUGGAUACAUUUAGCCUGAGGGAGGGGAGGGGAUUUUGUGCUGUGUACGGUAGCUCUUUCAAAUGAAAUUCAAAUGUAAUUUCAGACAUUGGCCCAUCAGCUAGUCACACUGUGGAGCAAUUCUUCGGGGAAGAAUAUGCUGUCGUUUCCAUCUGUCUAUAGAUGGGCAGCCAUUACCGGCUGCUCCUUUAAUCGGAAAGGCACAAGCUGGCUGACUUAAAUAGUGGUUGUGAAUACAUUUGGGUGUCAGUCUCCCCUCACUGCACUGGUAUAAUUCAGGAAUAACUCUUAUGGAAGCCAGUGCAGUUAAAUGACAGGCGAACUGGGCCUCUUGUAUUUAAGAUAAUUGUUUGACCCAGGGUGUGUCAGGCUAAGAACCAUUUGGAAUCUGCACUUGUAACACCUACGAGACCUUUUCCAUAUGGGACUGUCUUUAGGGGGACACUUUGUACCACCAGCACCAAUGACGUGAUUAAACUGAUAACGUCUCUUGUACUUUAAAGUCAUUCUAAAGAAAUCAGUUAAGGUUUUCAGGUCACUUUCUUUUACCAAUAGGGCAGUAUUUCAUGCAGAAGAUAAGUUUGUAAAUCGAUUUCAGCUCUUCUCUUGUGUAAAUAUCAAGAGAGUUUUUAAAAAAAUAAAGCAGGUAAUUUUAUUUGUCUCCACA